Suillus paluster is the source of this 674-nucleotide messenger RNA. RefSeq lists its product as uncharacterized. The transcript is spliced from 4 exons. Bases 189 to 578 code for a protein of 129 amino acids. NCBI's taxonomy places the organism in Eukaryota, Fungi, Basidiomycota, Agaricomycetes, Boletales, Suillaceae. The record is from RefSeq and is a predicted model, not a curated record.
UGUGAUGAAAUUGACUCGAUCGCACAUGAACGCAUAAAACGUGGCACGCUCAGCCUUUGAAAUUCCAACGAUGUACAUUAUUUUCUAUUAAGUUUUAUCCCUGUAGUCUAUUGUCAUGAGCACGGGUAGUUUCACGCAGCGGAGAUCAUUCCGUUCCGAACUUCCGACGUACCUUCACGUACGGAACAAUGUCAGAUCGUUCCCAGUUACAGCAGAAAGUCGAUGAAGCAUACAGCGUGCAAGUGAAAGCCGCAACGAAGGGAGCAGCUCGAGCAGGAGCUUUCGGUGUUGGGGUCGUCACGUUUGCCCAUUAUGCGUGGCCACUCUUCCGACGCCAGACGCUGCCGUUCAAAGCAUUCCUAGUCUCUGGAUUCACCAUGGCUGGUCUGGUGAUCGGGGCAGACAACGCACUUUUAACUCACGAGGCAGAAAGGCGGCAGUCUGAGCAUGAUAUUCGUCGUGAAGCCAGGAUAGACCUCGCUCGUCGAGGUCUCAUCGGCACAGAAACUGAGAUUGCGAAGUGGCGAGCAGAAAGGACUCGACGACUGGAAGAACAAGCCAAUGCGAAUCGUUCGUGACGCCCCCAUUGCAACUCAAGAUAUCUCCAGACUUUGCAUCAAAUAUUACUUUAUAGAUGAAUUGAGAUACAGCAAUUUUCUACAGGUAUCGCGUAC